GGGACUUGAUUCGUUCCAAAAAGCUGCUGCUGCUGCGUGCGUUCAGUGCCCUGCGCGCGCGGGAAUGAGCGGAGCGCGAGCCGGGGGUCUGAGUGCGGGUUACGGUGGGAGUUGUGGAGGAGGACGCGCCGGGGUCGCGGUUUGUCUCCAGCAGUGGGAUUAAAGAGUCUGGGAUUAUGCCACUUUACUGCUGGAUCAGGCGGAGGAGUGCUGUGCUGUUCUCUGUGCCUGACUGCUGCUGCUGCUCGCCCGCGAUACUUCCCUCCUAACAGCGCCUCACUGCUCAAGUCCAUGACCGGAGAGACAGCAGGACAGAGAGAUGGAAAGGGGUGGAGGAAUCAGGGGCUUUGCACUGCAGCAUCUGCCUACAGUAACCUGAGCUUCUGGAAGGUGAUGCUCUUGAUGUGUGUGUUUCUGCUGGGUCUUGUUGAUGGGUGGAUGCUUUCGGAGAACAGAGAGGAGUCUAGACCCACCACACUGAGGACCGAGACGAAAAUGCCCCAAAACCAACAGCACCAGCCGCAGUGGGAGAGCAAAGCUGCGUGGACUGAGCUUUAUGACCCAUCUUUGGCGGAGGAGGGUGAGGAGUAUAAAAGCAGAUGGCAGCGCUCUCCAGCAGGGACCACAAGUCCCGUGAAAAAACGUAAAGGCCGGAAGAACCGGAAGCGGCAGAGAGAAAACAAGGACUGCCGUUUGGAGAAGAAGCACUUGCGGGUUCGGGACCUGGGGCUGGGCUACGAUUCGGAUGAAAUCGUGAUGUUUAAAUACUGUGUGGGGACGUGCGAAAAAUCACGCAAGAACUAUGACCUGGCACUCGAAUAUAUAGUGGGCAAGGGUGGCAUCCCAGGACGCAAGGUCAGCACCCUGCCCUGCUGCAGGCCGACGCUAUUUGAGACCGUCUCCUUUAUGGAUGCUCGGACCCGCUGGCAGACCAUCAGAUGGCUUUCUGCAGCCAACUGCAGCUGUGUGGGAUGAUAGAGGCCGAGGAAGCAGCUGGAGAAAUGAAUCAAGAGCUCCUGGCCGUAGGGAGAGCGCGGUACGACUCCUGCCUCUUCUGUGGGACCACAGCUUGAGAGCUGCAGCGAGGGUUCGCCAGGACUGCGCAGUGAAACACCAAGAUACACCAGGUUGUAGAUGCAGCAGACCUCCAGCCAUGACUGUGGAGGAACAGCACCUGGGAGAUUACACACGGGGAGGCGUUUUCUGCUCUGGCUGCGGUGCCACCCUGCUGGAGCGAGGUUUACUACAACCAUCAGUGAAAGCUUUGGAAAUCCACAUACAUUCGCUCUCAGCCAAAAGAUACGUAACUUGCUGUGGAAGUGUGAACCCGGAGCAGCAGAUGUUUCUGGAGCCAGCUGUUACGGCUGUCUUAUGUGACGUGCAAUCAGAAGGUCAUGGCUUUAAAGCAAUAGUUUGAUUAUUUACACAACACAGAAAUGUAGUUAAUCAGCCAAGACAUGUUUGGUGGGUGAGGUGUGCUUCUUCUGUUACUCGGCUGAGAGAUUGGGAGGAACAAGGCACUGUAGAACUGAUUUUUAACAGGAGGAGUGAGAAUGACCUCUGAAUGCUCUUUAAAAUGCAGGGUAGGAGCAAGGCUCUGACAGCUGAGACCAUGUAACCAUGUUUUUAAUAUCUAUAGUUAUGAUUGGCAAUGAGAAAAACAAAGAAUGAGUAUCUUUUUUAAUAGCACGCUUUAGCUUUUGUAUAAACGCCAAAAUUUAACAAACUGUCUCAUAACCCAUACUUCAUCAUUAAAAGCAUUAAAUCUAGGAUUAAAGCCAGGUAGAGCUGUGCGAUAUUGCCCAAAAAAAAAUCUUUUUUUUUUUAAAAAAUCCGAUUUUCGAUUUAAAUCGAUUUUUUUCCCCUACUAAAAUCUCCUAAAAGUUGCUAGAAGUCACUAAAUGAUAUCAUCACCUAAUUUGCAUAAUACAUGUUUUUGAAGCUGUAAAGGAUUAACAUCGUGAGAGAGAAUAAAGUGAGUAAAAAACACUCUAAAUAUGUUAGAAAUGAUACAAAUAAACUUCAACAAAUGAACAACUUCUGUUGCUUUUAAAUAGGCAGUCACGUCUCAAAAAACGUUAUUUUUACGUAAAUUACAUAAAUAUUUUUUUUGCCGUGUUGUUAAAUGUUAUUAUAAGAGCAGUUUUUAAUUUAUUAAUUUUUUUUAACUUUCUUAAGUUUUCUUUUUUUUAAAACCUAUUAUAAACAAAUUGUUGAAUAGCUUUUUACAAAGAGGGAGACUGCGCGCGGGAGAGAAGGGCGGGGCUAAGCUCAGGGGAGCGUCGGUGGUGAAAAUUAAAACUCAGAGAAAAUCGUUUUUCACAAAAACACAUCGUCCUAAACUGUAAAUUCGAAUUAAUUAAUAAAAUCGAUUAAUCGCCCAGCUCUAGAGCCAGGGAUAAAGUACGUUUAGUGUGACUGUUAAGGCAUUUGCACACUGGACACACCACAUCAUGCAAUGUAGCACUGAAAUAAGACAAUUUGUUUAUAUUGCAAGCAUAAAGGUUGCCAUAUUGAAAGGAUGGCACAGAA
Astyanax mexicanus (Mexican tetra) is the source of this 2532-nucleotide messenger RNA. Its product is annotated as neurturin. The record is from RefSeq and is a predicted model, not a curated record. The transcript is spliced from 4 exons. The coding region runs from base 292 to 975 and encodes 227 amino acids. Gene Ontology annotation, molecular function: receptor tyrosine kinase binding; glial cell-derived neurotrophic factor receptor binding; growth factor activity. Lineage: Eukaryota; Metazoa; Chordata; Actinopteri; Characiformes; Acestrorhamphidae.